This is a messenger RNA of Enhydra lutris kenyoni (northern sea otter), 5471 nucleotides long. RefSeq names its product BCR, RhoGEF and GTPase activating protein (gene BCR). Lineage: Eukaryota; Metazoa; Chordata; Mammalia; Carnivora; Mustelidae. Bases 114 to 3962 code for a protein of 1282 amino acids. Gene Ontology annotation, biological process: protein phosphorylation; intracellular signal transduction; positive regulation of GTPase activity. Gene Ontology annotation, molecular function: protein serine/threonine kinase activity; GTPase activator activity; guanyl-nucleotide exchange factor activity. The transcript is spliced from 23 exons. The record is from RefSeq and is a predicted model, not a curated record. Gene Ontology annotation, cellular component: membrane.
GCUGGGCCAUGGGGGCCGCCCGGCGCCCCGGGCCGGGCCUGGAGAGGUGGUCUCUCCGCCGCUGAGGCGGGCCCCGUGCGCAGCCGGGCGGCGCAGGUGAAGACAGCCGCGCCAUGGUGGACCCGGUGGGCUUCGCCGAGGCGUGGAAGGCGCAGUUCCCGGACUCCGAGCCGCCGCGCAUGGAGCUGCGCUCGGUGGGCGACAUCGAGCAGGAGCUGGAGCGCUGCAAGGCCUCCAUUCGGCGCCUGGAGCAGGAGGUGAACCAGGAGCGCUUCCGCAUGAUCUACCUGCAGACGCUGCUGGCCAAGGAGAAGAAGAGCUACGACCGCCAACGCUGGGGCUUCCGACGCGCCGCGCAGCCCCCCGACGGCGCCGCCGAGCCCCGCGCGUCCGCGCAGCGCCCGCUGCCCGCGCCCGCCGACGGCGCCGACCCGCCGCCCGCAGAGGAGCCCGAGGCCCGGCCGGACGGAGAGGGCUCACCGAGCAAGGCCAGGCCCGCGGCCGCCCGCAGGCUAGGGGCCACCGUGGUCGCAGACCGGGAAGACCGGGGCCCCCCCACCAGCGUGGCGGCGCUCAGGUCCAACUUUGAGAGAAUCCGCAAGGGCCACGGCCAGCCCGGGGCGGCGGACGCCGAGAAGCCCUUCUACGUGAACGUCGAGUUUCACCACGAGCGCGGCCUGGUGAAGGUCAACGACAAAGAGGUGUCGGACCGGAUCAGCUCCCUAGGCAGCCAGGCGAUGCAGAUGGAACGUAAGAAGUCCCAGCACGGCCCCGGGCCGGGCCUGGGGGACGCACCCAGGCCCUCUUACCGGGGCCGAUCCUCAGAGAGCAACUGCGGCUUCGACGGCGACUACGAGGACGCGGAGCUGAACCCCCACUUCCUGAAGGACAACCUGAUCAACGCCAAUGGCGGCAGCAGGCCCCCUUGGCCGCCCCUGGAGUACCAGCCCUACCAGAGUAUCUACGUCGGGGGCAUGAUGAUGGAAGGGGAGGGCAAGGGCCCCCUCCUGCGCAGCCAGAGCACUUCGGAGCAGGAGAAACGCCUUACCUGGCCCCGCAGGUCCUACUCCCCUCGGAGCUUUGAGGACAGUGGAGGUGGCUACACCCCGGACUGCAGCUCCAAUGAGAACCUCACCUCCAGUGAGGAGGACUUCUCCUCCGGCCAGUCCAGCCGCGUGUCCCCCAGCCCCACCACCUACCGGAUGUUUCGAGACAAGAGCCGUUCACCCUCGCAGAACUCGCAGCAGUCCUUUGACAGCAGCAGUCCCCCGACCCCGCAGUGCCAGAAACGGCACCGGCAGGGCCAGGUCAUCGUGUCGGAGGCCACCAUUGUGGGUGUUCGCAAGACGGGGCAGAUCUGGCCCAGUGAUGGGGACAGCUUGUCCGGCAGGCUGCCUCAGGAUGGCACCUUCCAUGGAGACGCAGAUGCAUCGUUUGGAACACCUCCUGGGUAUGGCUGUGCUGCAGACCGGGCUGAGGAACAGCGCCGGCACCAGGAUGGGCUGCCCUACAUCGAUGACUCACCCUCCUCCUCACCCCACCUUGGCAGCAAGGGCAGGGGCAGCCGGGACGCACUGGCCUCGGGAACCUUAGAGUCCACCAAAGCGAGCGAGCUGGACUUGGAAAAGGGCAUGGAAAUGAGGAAAUGGGUCCUGUCUGGAAUCCUGGCUAGCGAGGAGACCUACCUGAGCCACCUGGAGGCCCUGCUGCUGCCCAUGAAGCCUCUGAAGGCUGCAGCCACCACCUCUCAGCCUGUGCUGACGAGCCAGCAGAUCGAGACCAUCUUCUUCAAAGUGCCUGAGCUCUACGAGAUCCACAAGGAGUUCUAUGAUGGGCUCUCCCCCCGCGUGCAGCAGUGGAGCCACCAGCAGCGAGUGGGUGAUCUCUUCCAGAAGCUGGCCAGCCAGCUGGGUGUGUACCGAGCCUUCGUAGACAACUACGGAGUUGCCAUGGAAACGGCUGAGAAGUGCUGUCAGGCCAACGCUCAGUUUGCAGAAAUCUCUGAGAACCUGAGAGCCAGAAGCAACAAGGAUGCCAAGGACCAGACGACCAAGAACUCUUUGGAAACCCUGCUCUACAAGCCUGUGGACCGGGUCACCCGCAGCACGCUGGUCCUGCAUGACUUGCUGAAGCACACGCCCUCCAGCCACCCCGACCACCCUCUGCUGCAGGAUGCCCUCCGUAUCUCACAGAACUUCCUGUCCAGCAUCAACGAGGAGAUCACGCCCCGCCGGCAGUCCAUGACCGUGAAGAAGGGAGAGCACCGGCAGCUGCUGAAGGACAGCUUCAUGGUGGAGCUGGUGGAGGGGGCCCGUAAGCUGCGUCACGUGUUCCUGUUCACGGACCUGCUCCUCUGUACCAAGCUCAAGAAGCAGAGCGGGGGCAAAACCCAGCAGUACGACUGCAAAUGGUACAUCCCACUCACGGAUCUCAGCUUCCAGACGGUGGACGAGUCAGAGGCGGCUCCCAGCAUCCCGCUGGUGCUGGACGAGGAGCUGGAUGCCAUGAAGAUCAAGAUAUCCCAGAUCAAGAACGAUAUUCAGAGAGAGAAGAGGGCAAACAAGGGCAGCAAGGCCAUCGAGAGGCUGAAGAAGAAGCUGUCAGAGCAGGAGUCGCUGCUCCUGCUCAUGUCCCCCAGCAUGGCCUUCAGGGUACACAACCGCAACGGCAAGAGUUACACGUUCCUGAUCUCUUCUGACUAUGAGCGUGCUGAGUGGAGGGAGAACAUCCGAGAGCAGCAGAAAAAGUGUUUCAAAAGCUUCUCGCUGACGUCCGUGGAGCUGCAGAUGCUGACCAAUUCGUGUGUCAAACUGCAGACCGUCCACAGCAUUCCACUGACCAUCAACAAAGAAGAUGAUGAAUCUCCCGGGCUGUACGGGUUCCUGAAUGUCAUCGUCCACUCCGCAAUUGGCUUUAAGCAGAGUUCAAAUCUGUACUGCACCCUGGAGGUGGACUCCUUUGGUUAUUUUGUGAAUAAAGCCAAGACACGCGUUUACAGAGAUACAACGGAGCCCAACUGGAAUGAGGAAUUUGAGAUUGAGCUGGAAGGCUCCCAGACCUUGAGGAUACUGUGCUAUGAAAAGUGUUACAACAAAACGAAGAUCACCAAGGAGGACGGCGAGAGCACAGACAGGAUCAUGGGCAAGGGCCAGGUCCAGCUGGACCCGCAGGCCCUGCAGGACAGAGACUGGCAGCGGACUGUCAUCGCCAUGAAUGGGAUUGAAGUGAAACUCUCUGUCAAGUUCACCAGUAGGGAGUUCAGCUUGAAGAGAAUGCCUUCCCGAAAACAGACGGGCGUCUUCGGAGUCAAGAUUGCCGUGGUCACCAAGAGGGAGAGAUCCAAGGUGCCCUACAUUGUGCGCCAGUGUGUGGAGGAGAUCGAGCGCCGGGGCAUGGAGGAAGUGGGCAUCUACCGCGUGUCUGGAGUGGCCACGGACAUCCAGGCGCUGAAGGCAGCCUUUGAUGUCAAUAACAAGGACGUGUCGGUGAUGAUGAGCGAGAUGGACGUAAACGCCAUUGCCGGAACGCUGAAGCUGUACUUCCGUGAGCUGCCGGAGCCCCUCUUCACUGAUGAAUUCUACCCCAACUUUGCCGAGGGCAUCGCUCUUUCAGACCCUGUUGCAAAGGAGAGCUGCAUGCUUAACUUGCUGCUGUCACUCCCAGAGGCCAACCUGCUGACCUUCCUCUUCCUUCUGGACCACCUGAAAAGGGUGGCAGAAAAGGAAACAGUGAACAAGAUGUCCCUGCACAACCUUGCCACAGUCUUCGGCCCCACACUGCUCCGGCCGUCAGAGAAGGAAAGCAAGCUCCCUGCCAACCCCAGCCAGCCCAUAUCCAUGACUGACAGCUGGUCCCUGGAAGUCAUGUCCCAGGUCCAGGUGUUGCUGUACUUCCUGCAGCUGGAGGCCAUCCCUGCCCCAGACAGCAAGAGACAGAGUAUCCUGUUCUCCACUGAAGUCUAAAGGCCCAGUUCCAUCUCUGAGAGGCCGGCAGAACGGCCUGGAAACCUCCUGGCAAAUCGGGCUAUCCACAGAGCGAGAACCGGAUCUUCUUGAGGAGUAAUUGGGCCGCCUUGCCCCCAAGGGCUGGACCACCUGCCUAGAGACAGCUACCCAAGGCAAAAGGCUAAGUGGCCUGGGCAGUUAUGGGCCUCAGGGCCCUUUGGGUCUGUGAGCUCCCGCCGGGCCUCAGAUUGCGGUUGUCCAUGCUGCCACCAGAGGGCGCCCCACGCCAGCAUGCCUCGGCGCGCAGGCCUGGCCGUGGGACCAGGCGAAGGGAGUGGUUUCUACGAACUUAACUUACCAGAGUUUAAAAGAUUUCUACUGGAUCACUUGUCAAGAUGCACCCUCUCCAGGGAGAAGGGAACAUGACCAGAUUCCCUCACUAUGGUGUCUUGAAUAAACACUGAUGCUGCUUCAUACCGUGGGGGCCACAGCCCUGUCCCUGUGUGGGUGGGGGCUUUUCAGUUUCCCUGACUUAGAAAUUCGACUCUUUGUUUAACAGGGUUUGAAAAGCUAAGUCAACACUGUGUAGCGUUUGACCCCUUUUGCCUCCUUCCUUUUCUUUCUUUCUAGAAGGAGCUCUGUCCAGAUAUGGGUCUUCCUAUUCUGUCCUGUUGCUUUGUUUUUGCUAUUCAUGUCCCCUUGGAAGGCAGCUCCCCAUGGAGCCAUGUAACGUCUGUCUGUCCGUCUGUCCGUCUGUCCAGGACCGACAUCAGGGGGAGGGAGGUCCAGGCUGUGCACUUUAUGGCUUCUUCUCCAGGAAUAGUGACCCUGUCCACUGCCUGCUGGGCACAGGCUCUCCUCUUCAGCUUCAAAAGGCCUCAGUCUCUCUGGCUUUCUCCAGCCCGUCACCCCCUCUGCCCAUACCCUCCCUUCCCCUGAUCGUCCCCCUCACCACACAGAUCACUUCAUUCUCUCGCUCUCUGCUGAACAAACUCAGUACUAACUUUUGUAAAGUUUCCUCUUGGCAGCAACAGCUUGCUGACAGCUUGUUUUAAACUUUGAUCCGAAUAGCCUUUUGAUACUUGAAUAUUUUUAAGUUUUCUACACAUAGUUUCAAAUUUUUUUCCUAACAGAUUCAGAUACCUAAUAUGAUAUUAGAAUGUACUCCAUAGACAGUCCGUGUCCCAGCGACAUUUUGUCUUCCUCCACACUCCGGCUCUUUUUCUCAGGAGCCCAUUCUAAAGUCUCCUGAGCGUCAGGAAUGGGGGAAUGUUAGGAGCAGGGGGGAGCUGUUCUGCCAGCCAGGCUCAGGACGCUGGGCUCCUAUCCCAGAGCAGGCGGAAGGACAGACACACACACACACACACACACACACACACCCCGCCCCUGGCCCCUGCUGCCCGCCUCUCCUGCUCUCCAAAUACCAGUACAGAAGCCAGGACAUUCCCAGUAACCCUCCUGACCACCCAGCCUAGAAAAAAGAGAAUGAGGGAGGCCACUAAGUUUUGAAGAAACAAAUCUAUGAAU